This is a messenger RNA of Xyrauchen texanus (razorback sucker), 2134 nucleotides long. Its product is annotated as transcription initiation factor TFIID subunit 9-like. The coding region runs from base 153 to 770 and encodes 205 amino acids. The transcript has 7 exons. The record is from RefSeq and is a predicted model, not a curated record. Gene Ontology annotation, molecular function: RNA polymerase II general transcription initiation factor activity; protein heterodimerization activity; transcription coactivator activity. Gene Ontology annotation, cellular component: SAGA complex; transcription factor TFIID complex. Lineage: Eukaryota; Metazoa; Chordata; Actinopteri; Cypriniformes; Catostomidae. Gene Ontology annotation, biological process: DNA-templated transcription initiation; RNA polymerase II preinitiation complex assembly.
CAAAAAUGCUGUCUAGGUAGGCGGCUUGCUAGUUUCAGUUUGCUCAGAGGGGAGGAGAAACUGAGACUCUCUGAAAAUGGCGUCUCCGAAAACAGUGCCUAAAGAUGCACAGGUAAUGAUCCAGAUUCUUAAAGACAUGGGAAUCACUGAGUAUGAGCCCAGAGUCAUCAAUCAAAUGCUGGAGUUUACAUACAAAGUCCAAUGUGGAUGCAGAUGAUAUAAGGUUAGCAAUCCAAUGUCGAGUGGAUCAGUCCUUCACGUCACCUCCACCUCGAGAUUUUCUGUUGGAAAUCGCGAGGCAGAAGAACAUGGCCCCAUUACCCCUUAUUAAGCCUUACACUGGUCCACGUCUUCCACCGGACCGUUACUGUCUAACUGCACCCAACUACAGGCUAAAGUCCUUGCAGAAAAAGGUCACUUCGUCUGCGGGCAGAAUAACAGUGCCACGGUUGAGUGUGGGGGCAGUUUCCAGUAGGCCAAGCACUCCAACUCUUGGCGCACCCUCAGUGCAGACAGUGGGGACAAAAGUAGGGACACCAGUGUCACUGGCGGGCCAGCGCUUCACCGUUCAGAUUCCCUCUUCGCAGGCUGCUUCUGUCAAAUCAGCUACUCCAACCACUCCCACCGUUCAGAAUGUCCUCAUCAACCCCUCCCUCAUCGGCUCCAAGAACAUCCUCAUCACUACUAAUAUGGUCUCCCAGAAUUCAUCCAGUGACUCAACCUCUCUCAAGAGAAAGCAUGAAGAUGAGGAUGACUAUGAUGCUUUAUGACCUGCUGUGUUUUCUUACUAGUGUGUGAUUCUGUAAAUAAGCAAUCUGUUGUCAGUCUGCCCCUCAUUAGUCGUGUUAUUUAGGUUAAACAAUACAGUGCUGCCAUUAUUUUUGUACAUAAAUUGAUAAAAAAAAAAAAAAAGUGGGUUUGGAGGUUUUUCUAAUGUUUCAUUACCAUUUUAGUUGAGUUGACUUUGCUACAAGAAAUCUUUGACGGGUGCAAAGAACCAAGUUAUUACCCUUUCAACUGCAUUUAAGCACAUUUAAACUGUUUCUUUUGUUUUUUGUUUUACAUAUGGGCUUUUAUCAAAAUUAUUUAUGUUUUAUUACUUCCAUAAAUUGCAUAAAAUUAAGUGUAAAAUAAAAUGUAAUGUAAUCAAUGAAAUACCAGCAGAGGGAGCUGGUUGGAUGAAAAAUAUCCAUGCACUUUCACUUUGGGAAUGAAUGGUCUUUGUUUGACAAUACUAUUGUUAUAAUCUAAAAUGUUAUAUAUUUUAGUUUGUUUAGGCAUUCUUCUUGCAUAUCUUAACUUUUAUUAGACUUAAAGGGAGGGUUUGGAGGACAAGUGGCCAGGAGUACUGUUCCCUUCCUCCUUUUGCCUUAAAAAUACAGUAUAGAAUUUAUGGUAAUCAUUUUACAAUGCCUUAUCAUUUAUGCCAACUGAUUUUAAAGUAUUGUGAAUCUACACUAUGCAUAAUGUUUUACAGUCUACAGUCCUAAACAGAAAAGUGACAGUUGAACUAACUUGUAGGAUGAAAAUGUACAAGAAAAGGGAUUGAAUGCAAUCCAAGUCUAGUUAAUGACAAAACGGUCCUCACACAAAGUAAAAUGUGUGUAUUCCAAGGAUCCUGUGAGAACAGACCAAAACAUAACUCCUUUUUCACUAUAAAAGUUGACAUCAGUCCUCUUGGCGAUCGUGAUUUCAGGUUCAAUCACACUUCCUAGUGCUUGAUGCAUGCACAGUGCACUAGAUGGCGCUAGGAAGCAAUGCUCGAAUUGAAUCAAAUCUUAAAGUACUUACAAUAAGAUUUUUUUUUUUUUUUUUUUUUGAUGGUGGUGGUGUGGUUAGACUGGCAAUAUACAAUACAUUUAUUUGUUCAUAAUAUGCAUAACUAUAUACUAUUUAUUGAAAGAAACAGGUUUACAUAAAAUAACAGGCUUUUGUGUUGAUAAAGAAUAAACAUAUAUAUGUACACACACACAUUUUCAGUCCAAUGUUAUAUAACAAAGAGAGAUAAGCUACUAUUCUUCUUUUAAAGAUUUAGAGGGUGACAAAGCAGCAGACCCAAAAGGGCAACUAUGGCAAAUAUACCAGGGGACUACAUAUAAGGCACGUGAAGACCCGUAAACGCAUGUGACAUUCA